AUGGGUCAUGAUGUGGAAAUACCAGCAAAGGGGAAUUUGGCAGUGCAGAUUGAUGAAAUGGAUGAGAAUUUAGCACACAUUGACGAAAUGAGGGGGAAUUUGGCAGUAGUAACUCAGUCAGGCAUGGGAGCGACAAACAAUUAUGUUGACAUCCCAUUUACAAAUGAAAAUGAUGAUGUGGAAUUUUAUGAUGAGGACGAGAUUAAUGAGAUGCAUUAUGAUGAUGAACCUCCAACAAAUAAGGUUUCUUCAGAUGAUGGUGAGCAUAUUAUGCCUUCUCCAAUGUUCAAACAAUUGAAUUGGGAUGCAAUAAAUAGCAUGACUGCUGAGCCUCUCACACCACGUACCGGAUUGUGGAAUGAAUCCAAUGAGUUGUUUAAAGGAUUGAGAUUUGAGAGUAAAGAAGACUUGCAAUAUGCUGUAAAACGUUAUGCAAUAUGUCGGAAUCAACAUUUGGUGAUUUGUGAAUCAGAACCACAAUUGUGGGCAGUGAGAUAUAAGAAGUGGCAGGAAGGAUGUAAUUGGAGGCUUCGUGCAUGUCGUCGUAAAAGCCAUGGAAUGUUUGAGAUAACCAAGUACACAGGUCCUCAUACUUGUGUUUACCUUAAAUUAUCACAAGACCACUCUCAAUUGGACUCUACAUUGAUUGCAAGAGAGAUCCAAAAUGUAGUUCAGAGGGAUCACACUACCUCUAUUGCUACAUUACACCAGAGAGUGAAGGAUAAAUUUGGAUAUGAUGUCCAUUAUAGGAGAAUUUGGGAAGCUAAGAGAAAAGCAAUGCUUAGAGUUUUUGGUGAUUGGGAUGAAUCUUAUCAAGCAUUGCCGAAGUGGAUGAACAUCCUUCAGCUAACUAAUCCUGGAACAAAGGUUGUUUGGAAGGCAAUACCUUUAGGAGGGAUUUCUGGGAACGUGCGGUUUAUGCGUGUUUUUUGGGCAUUUGGGGCAAAUGUUGAAGGGUUCAAGCAUUACAGACCAAUUAUACAAAUUGAUGGUACAUUCCUAUAUGGAAAAUACAUGGGGAAGCUUUUAAUUGCUACUUCAAUUGAUGGCAAUGGUCAUGUAUUCCCCUUUGCGUUUGCAAUUGUUGAGGAAGAAUCAUAG
Molecule: messenger RNA, 1101 nt
Organism: Vitis riparia (riverbank grape)
Lineage: Eukaryota; Viridiplantae; Streptophyta; Magnoliopsida; Vitales; Vitaceae
Exons: 1
Coding region: 1-1101 (366 amino acids)
Source: RefSeq, a predicted model, not a curated record